Molecule: messenger RNA, 445 nt
Organism: Sinocyclocheilus rhinocerous
Lineage: Eukaryota; Metazoa; Chordata; Actinopteri; Cypriniformes; Cyprinidae
Product: torsin-1A-like
Exons: 2
Coding region: 1-444 (147 amino acids)
Biological process (GO): protein localization to nucleus; nuclear membrane organization
Cellular component (GO): endoplasmic reticulum lumen; nuclear envelope
Molecular function (GO): ATP hydrolysis activity; ATP binding; kinesin binding
Source: RefSeq, a predicted model, not a curated record
AUGUUACUCGCUCUUAAAAGAGUGAACCAGUGCAUGAUGAGCUGUAUUAUCUAUAGUCAAACAGGUGGGCAUAUCAUCAAAAAUGUGACUCUGGAUUGCUGGAGAAAAGGCAACAAUCGGGAAGAACUACAACUCCAGAGUGAGGGAAUGGAGACUCAAAUCUUCGAAUACCUCUUCAAUGAUGAGAACAAUGGACUUUGGCACUCCAGUCUAAUAAAUCAGCAUCUGAUUGAUCAUUACAUUCCUUUCCUACCUCUGGAGCUGAAGCAUGUGCAUCAGUGUGUCAUGGCUGAGAUGGUUCAUCUGAACAUCAAACCAAACUAUGAUCUGGCAGAUAAAGUGGCCAGAGACAUGCCCUUCUUCCCUGAAGAAGAAAAAGUAUUUGCUCUUAAAGGCUGCAGGUCUGUCAGACAGAAGUUGGUACUCUAUUUGAAACUGGAGUAGA